UCUUAGCACAGGCUUAGCGAUUUGUUCAUUCUCUCAAGCUCAUGUCACGCAGGCUUCGGUUGGGCAUUCAAGUAACUAACCCUAUUCGCUUUGCCUAUUGAAAGCUUUCCUUAGGUGAGGGUAUCGCAACUUUUUUGUUUGAUAGCCUAGGCUAAUAGCGAAACCGGGGGCUACCGUUUUGCCAGCGAGAGGAGUACAAGAUAGGGUGCAUCAGCAGUAAAGCGCUUCCAGCAGAACACGAACAUGAAGUGAACGGUGAAAGGGGCGCGCACAAAGAUGUAAACACUCGUUCUGGCGCUGGUGCUGGUGGGCAGACAUCCGUUACCGAGGCGCCCGUUCCGGGGGCUGUUACCCCCGUAACAACCCAUCCUGGCAGACCGCUUGCUAACACGGAGUUAUCUCCCGGAGGCAAUCCAUCGGUAGGCACCAACAGCGACCAUGUCUUCAUUUCCAUGCCGGGGAAGCUCGCAGCUGCCCGUGCUUCGCGAGAAGCCACGGAACGCUUUUUGCCACGGCGGGGCUCAGCGCAGGUUGGCCUCUCCACAGAACUCGAGGACGCAUCCGUCAGUGGCGAAGCCAGCACCCUCGCAGCAUCUACAUCCCGGCGCGGACUGGUCAUUGAUCACUUCGCUACCUCUUCCUCCGCCAGCGUAAAACAGCUCAACCCAUCUGCCUCAGGCACUUCCGUCACGUUCCACGCCUCUUCCACCCAGCAAACCCAGCGCAGUACAGGACCUGUGCCGGCAGCUGCACCUGACCGGCCCGCAAGCGGAACCGCGGCACCCGUCGCCCUCACUCCUCGUGCCAGCAGCUGCACCGGCCCAGCCUCGACCCAGAUGGCUCGGGUACCCAGCGGCUGCCCCUCCACCCGCAGCGGCCUGUCCAUCACCUCCCUGCCUACCACCGCGGACGCCCGGCCCCGACCGCUUUCUCAGAGCCCCGCUGCCAGCAACUUGCUGACGCUCUCCGCCACGCGGCGAUCCAACAGUGGGACCUGGGCGACCGCUGUGGACUUGGAACCCGCGCACAGCCAUCACGGUUCAGCUCCAGCUCCUGACGUGGCCACAGCAGCAGCAACAGCAGCAGCAGGGAAUGCAACUGCUGCUGCUGCUGCAGCAGCUUCCGACGGUAGCGGCGCCCGAGCAGCCGCUCCGGCUGCCCCCACCGCAGCUACUGAGGCCACGGCGUCCGUCGCCGCCGCCGACACAGAUACCGCUGCUGCUGCCUCUUCCUCAGCACCAGCCGCAGCAGCAGCUGACGCUGCUACGGAAGCUGUAUGGACGGCUGCUGCCCCCGCACCUCUAGAGCGCAGCAGCAGCCGGGCUGCUCGCCAGGUAGGUGCAGUGCCGCGGCAUCAUUCUCGGCUCCGCAUGACGGCAGGUCGCGACGGCCCCUCCAGGCUGCCGUCAGGGCAGGGCGGUACGGGCGUAGCUGCUGGCGGCGGCGGAGGCGUGAGCAGCCUGGGCUCCGGUCCAGGUGGCCGGGAGGGCCAGCUAGGCCGGCAGAGCUCAGCUCAGCCCGGGCAUGGCUUGGAUGUGGCGGAAAGGCUGGCAAUGCACGCACACUCCCGACCGGAGUCGCACCUAACAGGCGCCCAGCUCUCCACUGCGGUACUGGACUGCUUGCCCGUUUCAGAUUUUGAGACCUCGCCCGGGCAGUGCAGCAACACGGGCACAUGGACGCCCGCUACCGUCCCCGCAGCUGCCGGCAGCUCCUCCGUGAGCAUUGCAGCAGCGGGGGACAGCGGGUUCAUGAUCCGCGGGGCGAGUCACACACCUAGACGGCUGGGCACCGGCGGUAUCAUGAUGGGGCAAGGCGGCGUCGGGGGCGUUGGGGCGGUUUCGGAGCUGUUCGCCGUGGGGUCUCCCAGCAUGGAUUCCUCCUUCAGCAUGCAGCAAACCCCGUCGGACAUGGAGGAUGAGGCGGCGGAGCACCGCGCACGUACAACCCGCCGUGCCAUGCGCUCCGUAACCCUAGCUGCCAUGGGGGGAGCAGCGGGGACCAGUGUCGAGUUCCGGUCCUACGAAGCCCCGGGUGCUGCUGGUGCUGGUGCUGCAAGAGCCAUGCCCGCAGGAGGUGCUGGUGGUGGGAGUGGCAUGGCUGGAGCGGGGGUUGGGUUGGGUCUCGGAGCCGAUGUGGGUUCGUGCCAUUACCCAGUUGCCCGGGCCCUCACAGCAGGCCCGGGACCUGCGGGCACGGCACCCCACCCGCAGCAGCAGCAGCAGCACCACCCUCCCACGCAGCCCGGGGAGGCCGGGCAGACACGGGUGGCCAUCCGGUUGCACCACCAGCCGGGGCACCACCGGCGGCCCCCCAACCGACACGCUUCCAUGCCGGUCAUGCGGCAGGAUGGCGGAGGGGCGGGGGUGCAUGGCGGGGA
Astrephomene gubernaculifera is the source of this 2380-nucleotide messenger RNA. The record is from the annotation of a GenBank genome assembly. NCBI's taxonomy places the organism in Eukaryota, Viridiplantae, Chlorophyta, Chlorophyceae, Chlamydomonadales, Astrephomenaceae.